This is a messenger RNA of Lontra canadensis (Northern American river otter), 1594 nucleotides long. It is a transcript of the gene THNSL2, whose product is annotated as threonine synthase like 2. The coding region runs from base 73 to 1512 and encodes 479 amino acids. Gene Ontology annotation, molecular function: pyridoxal phosphate binding. The record is from RefSeq and is a predicted model, not a curated record. Gene Ontology annotation, biological process: dephosphorylation; 2-oxobutyrate biosynthetic process. NCBI's taxonomy places the organism in Eukaryota, Metazoa, Chordata, Mammalia, Carnivora, Mustelidae. The transcript has 9 exons.
CCUGGGCCCCGCCAGCCGCCUCCGGGGCCGCCCCCCGCAGCCGCCCGCGCCGCGGACCCGGCCAACAGGAUCAUGUGGUAUGUCAGCACUAGGGGGAUGGCCCCACGGGUCGACUUUGAAGGGGCCCUCUUCUCUGGCUAUGCUCCCGAUGGCGGUCUCUUCAUGCCCGAGGAGCUCCCACAGUUGGGCAUAGAGACCCUGCGUCAGUGGAGUUCGCUCUCCUACCCCAGUCUGGUAAAGGAGCUGUGCACCCUCUUCAUUGGUCCUGAGCUCAUUCCACGAGAUGUCUUAAACGAUCUGAUCGACCGAGCCUUCCACAGAUUCCGCCACAGAGAGGUGGUCCAUCUGUCCAGACUGAGGAACGGGCUGAACGUGUUGGAGCUGUGGCAUGGGGUCACAUACGCAUUUAAGGACUUGGCCCUGGGCUGCACAGCACAGUUCCUGCAGUACUUUCUGGAGAAGAAGGAGAAGCACGUCACCGUGGUUGUAGGAACAUCUGGGGACACAGGAAGUGCUGCCAUUGAGAGUGUUCAAGGAGCAAAGAACGUGGACAUCAUCGUUCUGCUGCCCCAGGGUCACUGCACGAAGAUCCAAGAGCUCCAGAUGACCACGGUGCUGAGGGAGAACGUCCAUGUGUUCAGAGUGGAGGGCAACAGCGAUGAGCUGGAUGAGCCAAUCAAGGCUGUGUUUGCUGACGUGGCUUUUGUCAAGAAGCACAAUCUGAUGAGUCUGAAUUCCAUCAACUGGUCCCGGGUCCUCGUGCAAAUGGCCCACCACUUCUUCGCUUAUUUCCAGUGCGCGCCAUCCUUGGACACCCACCCCCUGCCCCCCGUGGAGGUGGUUGUGCCAACAGGGGCUGCCGGUAACCUUGCAGCUGGGUGCCUUGCUCAGAAGAUGGGCCUGCCCAUCCGCCUGGUCGUGGCUGUGAACCACAAUGACAUCAUCCACAGGACCGUGCAGCGGGGAGACUUCUCUCUGUCCAAGGCCGUUGAACUGACCUUGGCUUCAGCUAUGGACAUUCAGGUGCCCUACAACAUGGAGAGGAUCUUCUGGCUGCUGUCGGGCUCUGACAGCCAGGGAACGAGAGCUCUCAUGGAGCAGUUUGAAAGGACCCAAAGCACGAGUCUACCCAAGGAACUGCAUGACAAGCUUUCAGAGGCCAUGACAUCUGAGUCAGUGUCGGAUGAGGCCAUCACCCGGACCAUGAGUCGAUGUUGGGAAGAGAACCAGUACCUGCUGUGCCCUCACUCGGCUGUGGCCGUGAGUUACCAUUACCAGCAGACUGACCGGCAGCAGCCCAGCCUUCCCCGGUGCUGUCUGGCCCCCGCCUCUGCAGCCAAGUUCCCAGAAGCUGUCCUGGCUGCCGGGCUGACCCCAGAGACCCCCACGGAGAUCCUGGCCCUGGAGUUCAAGGAGACGCGCUGCACCCCGAUGCGGAAGGGUGACGACUGGACGCUAAUGCUUCGGAACACCAUUGAGGGCCUGAGCUGGCAGCAGAGGGCUCAUUCCUGAGUGCUCCGGAAUAGCCAGGCUGGAUUUGAUUUGAGUCAAGUUGCUCUGUUGCACUUGUAUCAGAGUCCCCUGUUUUGUGAAG